Molecule: messenger RNA, 2000 nt
Organism: Pseudopipra pipra
Lineage: Eukaryota; Metazoa; Chordata; Aves; Passeriformes; Pipridae
Gene: PAX5
Product: paired box 5
Exons: 9
Coding region: 330-1568 (412 amino acids)
Biological process (GO): anatomical structure development; regulation of transcription by RNA polymerase II
Molecular function (GO): RNA polymerase II cis-regulatory region sequence-specific DNA binding; DNA-binding transcription factor activity, RNA polymerase II-specific
Source: RefSeq, a predicted model, not a curated record
GCGUGUUUCAUUUCAGGUAUCUCCUAUGUUCAGACAGAGGCACUGUGUGGGCUGAGUGAUCACGCAGCCUUAUUUUCCACUGACCAGCCAGAGGCUCUGACCAGCCUCCGCUUCACGGGGCAGCACCAAGCCUGCCCUGAAGUUCGUGAUUGGGUGAAGGAGGUUUUGGGAGGAGGAUUGGGGUUAACCCGGGGUGCCGCGCACGGCUGCGUGAUUCCCCGUGGCCAUCUUCCCCGAGGGGCCCCGGUGUGCCUUCAGCGAGUGGCAUUGCGGCAGCGCGGCCGCCUUCCUGCUCUGCUCAGGGAAAUCAGACCGAUGCUGGGGAGGCGAUGACAAGAGCCGGGGAGCGCUGGGACUGGGGGUUCUGCUCUGCAGAGACGUCUAAAACUCUCACACAGCUCUUCUCCUGCUCUUCUCCCCCUCCCCUGUGUGUUUCAGGACAUGGAGGGGUGAAUCAGCUGGGGGGUGUUUUUGUGAAUGGCCGCCCCCUCCCAGAUGUCGUUCGCCAAAGGAUCGUGGAGCUCGCCCACCAAGGGGUCCGACCGUGUGACAUCUCCCGGCAGCUCCGCGUCAGCCAUGGCUGUGUCAGCAAAAUACUUGGCAGGUAUUAUGAAACCGGGAGUAUUAAGCCUGGAGUGAUUGGAGGAUCAAAACCAAAGGUCGCCACACCCAAAGUUGUCGAAAAAAUUGCAGAGUACAAACGCCAAAAUCCCACCAUGUUUGCCUGGGAGAUCAGGGACAGGCUCCUUGCUGAGCGAGUGUGUGACAAUGACACCGUGCCUAGUGUCAGUUCCAUUAACAGGAUCAUACGGACGAAGGUGCAGCAGCCACCCAAUCAGCAGGUACCAGCCUCCAGUCACAGCAUAGCCUCCACGGGAUCUGUCACCCAGGUGUCCUCUGUCACCACUGACUCUGCUGGCUCAUCCUACUCCAUCAGUGGGAUCCUGGGAAUCGCCUCCCCCAGCACCGAGAACAACAAGCGCAAGCGGGACGAAGGUAUUCAGGAAUCUCCAGUGCCAAAUGGCCAUUCUCUCCCAAGCAGAGAUUUUCUUCGGAAACAGAUGCGAGGAGACCUUUUCACCCAGCAGCAGCUGGAAGUGUUGGAUCGUGUCUUCGAGAGGCAACAUUAUUCCGACAUUUUCACAACAACUGAGCCCAUCAAGCCAGAGCAGGCAACUGAAUACUCAACCAUGGCCUCACUAGCUAGUGGAUUGGAUGACAUGAAGGCAAAUAUAACCAGCCCUACUUCUGCAGAUUUGGGAGCGAGUGUUCCUGGGCCUCAGUCCUAUCCUAUAGUUACAGGUCGUGAGCUGGCAAGCACAACCCUCCCAGGAUACCCUCCUCAUGUCCCUCCUGCUGGACAGGGCAGCUACUCCACUCCACCGCUGACAGGAAUGGUGCCUGGGAGUGAGUUUUCUGGGACCCCGUACAGCCACCCGCAGUAUUCAACAUACAACGACUCCUGGAGGUUUCCCAACCCUGGACUCCUGGGCUCCCCCUACUACUACAGCACUGCGGCCCGUGGGGCAGCCCCACCAGCCACUGCCACCACUUAUGACCGCCACUGAUGCCGGAGCCCCGGCACUGGCGCUGACGGCACCGCCUGGGACAACCGCGGCCAGUCACCCUGCUACAACCAUGCCAGCUGCACCACAAGGGAAGGAGAAAGUACCUACUAGGAACAUUAUCAUUGAAAUUUUACUCUUUAAACUUGGUGAACUCAUUGUUGUAUUCUUAAAUCUGGUUGAGUCUUGAAUCAAACAGAGAAAUGGGAGGAAGGGGUUCUCCUGAAGCUCUGCGUGCUCAAAAGUGCACAGUAGCUUCAUGUUCUUUGCAGCCGACUGGCUACUGCUUUAAUCGCCUGUGGGUGCCAUGGCUGUAUCUGGGGAUAAGGAAGAGGUGUGAGCAGCUCCCCUUGGGGCAGCUUCCUCUUGCUGCACACUGAAACACGCUAUGAGACUCAAGGCAAUUUUCUUCUCUCUUUUUUUUUUUUUUUUUCU